AUGGCCGUCCCCUUCGAAGCAUUGAUUCCAUAUGGAAUCAUCCUUGCCAUGUUUAGCGCUACCGGCGCAGGACUUUCCAAAUUUAGAAAUUGGCAAAAUGGCGGCAAGAGAGCGAGGCGAUCGUUAGAUCAGUGGGAUAGGCAGAUGAUGAACCGCGAUAUGCGCCUUACAGGAUACCUACGAGGACAGAGCGAUGCACCUGCAGCCCCCGCUGGAUUCGAGCUGAACAACCCAUGGCGGGUCGAGAAGCGAUUUACGUAG
Molecule: messenger RNA, 261 nt
Organism: Daldinia childiae
Lineage: Eukaryota; Fungi; Ascomycota; Sordariomycetes; Xylariales; Hypoxylaceae
Exons: 4
Coding region: 1-261 (86 amino acids)
Source: RefSeq, a predicted model, not a curated record